AGGGAGAGGAGAGGAGAGGAGAGGAGAGGAGAGGAGAGGAGAGGAAGAAGAGAAGUCGUUCUGGCUGCUGCCUCUGCGUCAUAUUCAUACCAGUGCAGCUGAAACCUCCCCCUCCCCUCCUUCCCUUCCUUCCACCUCCACCUCCUUCUUCCUUCCUCCCUUCCUUCCCUCCUUCCUUCCUUCUCAUCAUCCAAUUUGCACACUGCUAUAUCUCCCCCCCCACCACCAUUUGUGUCUCCUAUCUGCAUCUGCUCAUCACAGUCUUCCUCUCUCUCGCUCUCUCUCUCUGCUGGCCCAGCUUGGUUUCCUCUGCGUGGCUGACCUGAGCGGACUUUUUCGAGCGAGCGUGGGGAGAGAAGAAAGAAGGAAGACAAAGAGUUAGCCCAUGCGAGCAGCGUGUGGACUGAGUGCAGCUGUUUCGUUCAGAGAAGAGCCCAACAUGUGAGAAGAUGUCUGUUGGAGGUUGUGCUUGUCCCGGCUGUUCGUCAAAGUCAUUCAAGCUGUACUCUCCUAAGGAGCCCCCCAACGGCGGCAGCUUUCCCCUCCACCCAGGCGCUAUGCUGGACAGAGAUGUGGGGCCCACACCCAUGUACCCCCCCUCAUACAUGGAGCCUGGAAUGGGGAGACCCACACCGUACGGGAACCAGACAGAUUAUCGGAUAUAUGAGCUGAACAAAAGAUUACAGAACUGGACAGAGGACUGUGAUAAUCUCUGGUGGGAUGCCUUCACCACAGAGUUUUUUGAAGAUGACGCCAUGCUUACCAUCACUUUCUGUCUUGAAGAUGGUCCCAAACGAUAUACUAUCGGCAGGACGUUGAUUCCUCGAUACUUUAGAAGUAUUUUUGAGGGGGGUGCCACAGAGCUCUUCUAUGUUUUGAAGCAUCCGAAGGAGUCCUUCCACAGUAACUUUGUGUCUCUCGACUGCGAUCAGUGCACCAUGGUGACCCAGAACGGCAAACCUAUGUUCACACAGGUUUGUGUUGAGGGCCGUUUGUAUCUAGAGUUCAUGUUUGAUGACAUGAUGAGGAUCAAGACAUGGCAUUUCAGCAUCAGGCAGCACAGAGAAGUCCUACCAAGGAGCAUUUUGGCUAUGCAUGAUCCCCAGAUGCUUGAUCAGCUGGCUAAAAAUAUCACCAGAUGUGGGCUGUCUAAUUCCACGCUCAACUACCUCCGUCUAUGUGUGAUAUUGGAGCCCAUGCAGGAGUUGAUGUCCAGGCAUAAGACCUAUAGCUUGAGCCCCAGGGACUGCCUGAAGACCUGCCUCUUCCAGAAGUGGCAAAGAAUGGUAGCACCUCCAGCUGAGCCAGCCAGACAAGCUCCAAACAAGAGGCGGAAAAGGAAGGUGUCCGGUGGAAGCACCGUGAGCUCCGGCGGAGGCAGCAAUAACAACAGUAACAGCAAAAAGAAGAGUCCAGCCAACAGCUUUUCACUCUCCAGCCAGGAUGUGAUGAUGGUGGGAGAGCCCACUCUGAUGGGAGGGGAGUUUGGUGACGAGGACGAGCGUCUGAUCACGCGGCUGGAGAACACGCAGUACGAUGGGGCGAAUGGCCUGGAGGAUGAGGACAGUUUCCACAGCUCGCCUGCACUGGGGGCACACUCGCCCUGGAACAACAAAGCUCCCUCCAGUCAGGAGAGCAAGAAUGACAACUCCCAGUCGUCCCAGUAGACCGCUGAGGUCCCAGCCAGCCCCUUUUUUUCAGUGCUUAAAACCUACUGGGAUCCACCUGAGCCAACACACUAGCAAGAGGAGUCAGGGAGGGUGGCCUCGAGCACUUUUGUUCAGUUAAAUUCUGUUUGUUUUGUUUCGUUAUGUUCUUAUGAAGGCAGAGCGGUUAGGGAAAGGGAUACCAGCUGAUGGACUGAUAGAUUAUUGCUGUCACAUGAAGGCAAGUUCAGAAGAAUCCCACUCUCGCUCAGUCACAUUGUUGCACAUGAUCAGUGGUGCUCAGCCUUGGCCCUUGUCUGCCCGGCUCCAGUCAGGCCUCUUUGAGGUGUGGUGGCGAGACUGGCGGGGUGGUGGUGGUGUGUGUGCGUGUGUGUUUACCCCCAUCAUCGCUCACCACAGUGUUGGAGCCAAAGUUGGCGCUUCCUGUUGUCCGAGUGCUCGCCAUGGCGACCAUGUCAGUGGGUUCUUGUUCCAACCUCGGGUCUCUGAGGCGUGCGUCUACCUUGACGACACACCUCGUUGUUUCUGUUGUGCUCAUGUCACAGGGAAAGAAAUGCUUAGCUUUUAUUUAACGUAUUUUUUUGCAGGCUGCAGAAAACUGUGUGCACUCUUAGCAUCGAAAUUCAACGUUCGGUUUUUAAAAACUCAAUUAUUUGUUU
This is a messenger RNA of Acanthochromis polyacanthus (spiny chromis), 2326 nucleotides long. RefSeq names its product LIM domain binding 1a (gene ldb1a). Lineage: Eukaryota; Metazoa; Chordata; Actinopteri; Pomacentridae. Gene Ontology annotation, molecular function: LIM domain binding. Gene Ontology annotation, biological process: negative regulation of transcription by RNA polymerase II; positive regulation of transcription by RNA polymerase II; nervous system development. Gene Ontology annotation, cellular component: nucleus; transcription regulator complex. The record is from RefSeq and is a predicted model, not a curated record.